AUGCAGAAUCCAUUCGAAGAACAACAAACUGUAUUACUAAGUAGAAUGAUAGGAAAUAUAGAAAAACUAUCAGAAGCUAUGGAAGAAUUAACCAAUGCAUUAGAAGAAUGUACAAAGUAUAAUUCUAAAGUCUUUGAGUUUCAUCAAGCUUUGGAACAUUAUAAUUUGAAUGUAAAAUACAAUUUAGAAAAUCAAGAAGUAGAAAACCAUUAA
Messenger RNA from Melampsora larici-populina 98AG31, 213 nucleotides. RefSeq lists its product as uncharacterized. The record is from RefSeq and is a predicted model, not a curated record. Gene Ontology annotation, biological process: attachment of spindle microtubules to kinetochore. NCBI's taxonomy places the organism in Eukaryota, Fungi, Basidiomycota, Pucciniomycetes, Pucciniales, Melampsoraceae. Gene Ontology annotation, cellular component: DASH complex; mitotic spindle. The transcript is spliced from 3 exons. The coding region runs from base 1 to 213 and encodes 70 amino acids.